Microplitis mediator is the source of this 2444-nucleotide messenger RNA. It is a transcript of the gene Art7, whose product is annotated as protein arginine N-methyltransferase 7. Gene Ontology annotation, molecular function: protein-arginine omega-N monomethyltransferase activity. Lineage: Eukaryota; Metazoa; Arthropoda; Insecta; Hymenoptera; Braconidae. The record is from RefSeq and is a predicted model, not a curated record. The coding region runs from base 142 to 2277 and encodes 711 amino acids. Gene Ontology annotation, biological process: peptidyl-arginine methylation. The transcript is spliced from 6 exons.
AAAUUCAGCCACUAGAGAGCAGUAGAGAUAGCACAAAAUUCUAUAGCCAAGCACGUGCUAUUUAAAUCCAUUGAUUGACUUAACCUUUAAAAAUAAUUUUCAUAACAACAAUUACUUAACCUCAUAAAUAAAUUUUUUUGUAUGUUAUCUAAAAUACUUUUAAAUUAUUCAAAAUACAUUAAAUUAUCAAAAAUGAGUAUUUUUACCCAAAAUUAUGAUCCCAUUACUGGAUGUUCUGUUUGGGAGGAAAAAAAUCCUGAUUAUGAUUAUCAUCAAGAAGUUGCACGUUCAGCUUUUGCUGAUAUGCUACACGAUCAUGAAAGGAAUGAAAAAUAUUAUCUUGCUUUGCAAAAAGCAAUCGCCAAAAAACAUAAGCAAGGUUUAAAAGCCAACGUUCUAGAUAUUGGUACCGGGACAGGUUUGUUAUCAAUGAUGGCAGCUAGAUGUGGUGCUGAUACAAUUGUUGCAUGUGAGGCUUUUAGACCAAUGGCUGAAUGUGCUGAAAAAAUAAUAAAAAACAACGGAUUUGAGUCGCGAAUAAAAUUAAUUAAAAAAAAAUCAACUGAAAUAAUUGUCGGCGAAACAGGAGAUAUGAAACAACGAGCAAAUAUUCUAGUUACUGAAGUAUUUGAUACCGAGUUAAUUGGUGAAGGUGCACUGCCAACAUUUAAACACGCCCAUGAACAUCUUCUAGAGAAAGAUUGCAUUGUAGUGCCCGACAGUGGGACCGUUUGGGUUCAAGUAAUCGACAGUUUAACGGUUCGUAAAUGGAAUCGCGUGAAUGAAAUAAAAGAUCCAAAGACUGGAAAGUUAUUAAUGAAACCUCCUAAAUCAGUAAAUGAAUGUGCUGGUUCUUCAGCAGUGCAUGAUAUUCAGCUGAGUCAAUUACCAAGAGAAUCUUUCGUACCAUUAUUAGCACCUCAGCCAAUUUUUAAAUUUGAUUGGUCAGGAAAAGUUCCUUUGAUAUUCAAUGAAAUAAAUACUUUGCAAUGUAAUGCUAUUGCAUGCGGUACUGCACAUGCUGUAUUUAUGUGGUGGGAUUUAAAUAUGGACGAAGAUAAAGAAAUUUUAUUGAGUUGUGCUCCAGUAUGGGAACAUCCAGACACUAAAUUAGAUAUUAAUAAAGGAUUAUCUCUAGAGGAAAUGACUGAUAAACUUCCAUGGCGGGAUCACUGGAUGCAAGCUAUUUAUUAUCUUCCAGAAGAAAUUUCAAUAAAAGUAAACGAACAAAUAACUCUCGUUGGUUAUCAUGAUGGAUAUUCAUUUUGGUUUAAUUUACCUAAAUCAAAUUAUUCUAAAUUAAAAUUUACUAAAAGUCCUGUGUGUGAUUGUUCACUACAUAUCGCUUACUCUCGAACUCGACUAGGACAAUUAAAUGACAGCGAAAGAAAUAACAAGUAUAUAAAUGCGUUGAAAAAACACAUUACUUCGGAAACUACGUGUCUUUGUAUUUCAGAUGGUUCAUUAAUUGGAAUCGCUGCUGCUAAUCUUGGUGUUAAAAAAGUUAUUUUAUUUGAACCAAAUUAUUUAUCACGGAGAUCUAUUGAAUGCUUUAUAGAAGCUAAUGAUUUAAAUAAUAAAAUUGAAAUAAUUGACUCAAUCGAACAAUUUACUUGUAAUGAUGACGAUGAUAAAUCGAAUUAUUUAAUUAUCGGCGAACCUUAUUAUGCUAAUUCUAUUUUCCCAUGGGAUAAUUUAAGAUUUUGGUAUUUAGCGUCAACUUACGGUAAUGGAAUUAAGUCCGUACCCAUAUCAGCGUCUAUUCGUGGAGUUAUUGUACAAUUUAAAGAUCUACAUCACAUUCGUGCUCCACUAGGACUUUGUGAAGGAUUUGAUAUGACAACAUUUGAUAAGCUGAUAGUAUCAUCUAGUGAAAUAAGUGAUCAUCCAGUUGAGGUUCAUCCACUAUGGGAAUAUACUGGACGUGCACUAUCAGCACCGUUUGAUGUUGCAUCUUUUAGCUUUGACCAAAACUUUGAUAGUGAAAGUAGAAAAGAAUUCUCUGGACAAGUGCCUAUACUUAAAGAAGGAUCAUGCAAUGGAAUAGCUUUGUGGGUAGAUUGGUACCUAGAUUCUGAACUGAUGGUAUCAACAGGACCAUCAAAGCCAAUAAUUGCUGGAGAAAGAAUAACCUGGGACAUGAAUAACCGGCAAGGUGUUCAUCUCUUACGAAAAAUCCAAAGUGUCACAAAACAACACUCAGUUACUUGGUUUUUCAAGUAUCAUAAUCAAGAUUACCAAUACUUUGACUUUAAAUCCUGCAUUAAAUUGCAAUGACUGUUGAACAUUGACUAAUUAAAUAAAAAAAUUGUUUUAUUAUAUACACAUUAUAAUAAAAUAUAUUAUACAUAUUAAUAAAAUUUUAUAAAAAUUAAAUUAAUUACAUACUUUUGUAAUUAUCAAUUUAUAAGUUUUAUAUUUUAAUAAAUUAUCUAAGUAUUUAA